CCUGUCUUGAGAUGUAUUCGUUGUGAAUUAACUUCUUUCGGUGCAAGUUAAUUUCCUGGAGUGAAGGUAGUAAUCCGGUUUAUGACAUCUGACGGUUCCUGAAAUCCAGAAAGCAGUCAGUGGUUAAUGUUUGACGGAGGGAAGGGAGAGGCUGCUGGGGAAGCUGAGCAGGGCAGACGGCGUGCUCCUCCGGGGAGAACCGUAAGUCCCGCAAGUGUCUCAACAGCUGAAUGGUGAUUUACUCCCAGAAAGGAGAUUGAAUAAAAGGAAACCAUGAUGGCCCAAGCCCAUCUGCACAGCUUGUGUCUCCUCACACUUUAUUUGACGACCGGGCAUGGCCUGGAGGGGAAGUUCAGUGGGCCCCUGAAGCCCAUGACGUUCUCCAUUUUCGAAGGCCAGGAACCCAGUCAGAUCAUAUUCCAGUUCAAGGCCAGUCCUCCUGCUGUGACUUUCAAACUCAGCGGGGAGACAGAUGGAAUAUUUGAGAUACAACCAGAUGGGCUUCUAUAUCACAACAAAGCUCUGGACAGGGAAACAAGGGCUGUUCACAAACUCCAGGUCUCAGCCUUGGAUGCUCACGGAAAUACAGUGGAGGGUCCGGUCCCCAUCACAGUAGAAGUGAAGGACAUCAAUGACAACCGACCCACGUUUAUCCAGUCAAAAUACGAAGGCUCAGUAAGGCAGAAUUCUCGCCCAGGAAAGCCUUUCAUGUAUGUCAAUGCUACAGACCUGGAUGAUCCAGACACUCCCAAUGGCCAGCUUUUUUAUCAGAUUGUCAUGCAGCUUCCCAAGAUCAACAAUGUCAUGUACUUUCAGAUAAACAACAAAACAGGGGAAAUAUCACUUACCUUUGCAGGAUCGAAGGAACUGGAUCCCAGUAAGAACCCUUUCUAUAAUCUGGUGGUCUCAGUGAAGGACAUGGGAGGCCAGACUGAGAAUUCCUUCAGUGACAGCACAUCUGUGGAUAUCACGGUGAAAGAGAAUAUUUGGAAAGCACCCCAACCUGUGGAGAUUGUAGAAAACUCAACUGAUCCUCACCCCAUGAAAAUCACUCAGCGCCUGUCUCCCCUCUUCAUUCACAUGCUCCCCCUUCCCACCUCUGUGACUGAAGCUGACUGGAGCGGUAUUGGGACACUGGUUGCCCACGACAUGGAUGAAGAAAACACUGUCAACAGUGUUCUACAUUACAAAAUUGUGGAUCAGUUCCCUAAGUUUCCCAAAGAUGGACUCUUCCUCAUCCAGAGCUUCACGGGGCUGUUCCAGUUAGCCGAGCAGUCCUUAAAGAAGCAAGAUGCUGCCCAGUACCUCUUGACCGUGGAGGUGUCUGACAAAGAUUUCCACACCCUCUGUCAAGUGAAAAUCAACGUUAUUGAUAUCAACGAUCAGAUCCCCAUCUUUGAAAAGUCAGAUUACGGGAACCUAACUCUUGCCGAAGACACAGCCGUUGGGUCCACCAUCUUGACCAUCCAGGCCACAGAUGCUGAUGAGCCGUUUACUGGGAGUUCUAAAAUCCUGUAUCGAAUUACACAGGGAGAUGAUGAGGGGCGACUGGGGAUUGACACCGAUCCCCAAAACAACACUGGAUAUGUCAUAAUUAAAAAGCCUCUUGAUUUUGAAACAACAGCCAUUCACAACAUCGUGUUCCAAGCGGAAAAUCCGGAGCCUCUGGUGUCCGGUGUUCAGUACAAUGCCAGCUCGUUCGCCACGUUCACCCUUUUUGUGACAAAUGUGAACGAAGCCCCUCAAUUUCCCCAGCACAUAUUCCAAGCAAAAGUCAGCGAAGACGUGGCCAUAGGCACCAAAGUGGGCAACAUGACUGCCAAGGACCCGGAAGGUCUGGACAUAAGUUAUUCCCUGAGAGGCGACACAAGAGGCUGGCUGAGAAUUGACCCUGCCACUGGCGAGAUCUUCAGUGCGGCUCCACUGGACAGGGAAGCUGAAAGUCUGUAUCGCGUACAAGUGGUGGCCACUGAAGUAGGUGGGUCCUCCCUGAGCACCGCAGCGGGGUUCAACCUGGCUCUGACCGACGUGAAUGACAACCCCCCACGGCUGGCGAAGGAGUACACGGGCUUGUUCUUCUGCCACCCGCUCAGCGCGCCCGGAAGCCACAUCAUCCAGGCCACGGACGAUGAUCUGCAGUCAUUUCGGGGCCCACAGUUUACAUUUGCCCUUGGCAGCGAAAGCUUACAGAACGACUGGGAAAUUUCCAAAAUCAAUGGCACUCAUGCCAGACUCUCCACCAAACACACCCGCUUCGAGGAGAGAGUUUAUAACGUCCCAAUCCGCAUCAACGAUGGAGGCCGGCCACCCUUGGAGGGGACUGUCUCUUUACCAGUCACUUUCUGCUCGUGUGUGGAAGGAAGGUGUUUCCGGCCAGUAGGUCAUAUGCCUGGGAUACCUACCGUGGGCUCGACCGUUGGCAUACUCCUGACCACAUUUUUGGUCAUUGGUGUAAUUUUAACAGUUGUAUUUAUACGAAUGAAGAAGAAUAAAGGCAAAGAUAAUGUUGAAAGUGCUCAGGGAUCUGAAGCCACACCUCUGAGAAACUGAAUUUGAAAAGAAAUAUUUGUACCAAGUGCCAUUUGGAGAACACCACCAUUUAAUCCCAUAAUUUUUGCUUUUCAUCCAACAUAUGCACUGUAAUUUUUUACAGAUAUGCCUUCUUGCCCUUUAAUAUUUUAUUACUUUUAGGUAUUAUCUGUGCUAUAGACAUCAGAGAUAUUUUCUAUUUUCUCAUGACACUUUCCCCCCUGCAAAAGCCUUAGCUAUUUAUCCCAAAACAAAAUAUAUGUGUUUUUCCCCA
Myotis davidii is the source of this 2803-nucleotide messenger RNA. It is a transcript of the gene CDH17, whose product is annotated as cadherin 17. The transcript has 17 exons. NCBI's taxonomy places the organism in Eukaryota, Metazoa, Chordata, Mammalia, Chiroptera, Vespertilionidae. Gene Ontology annotation, molecular function: calcium ion binding; cadherin binding. Gene Ontology annotation, biological process: cell-cell junction assembly; cell morphogenesis; multicellular organism development. Gene Ontology annotation, cellular component: plasma membrane; catenin complex; adherens junction. The record is from RefSeq and is a predicted model, not a curated record. Bases 274 to 2550 code for a protein of 758 amino acids.